CAACCAGAUACAUAAGCCUUGAGAAUGAGAACCAAUGUUUUGGAUCCAGGAUACGACAAUCAUGUCCAAAAUUUAGAUUAAUUCAUUACAGCUACGUAUUUAGAAAGCAGCUUUUAGGCAAAUCCGUCGGAUGACUCACAUGUAUGCUGACAAACUUCGUUAUCAAAGGGACAAAUAGGUAUGCACUCAUUUUUUUACAUUACAUUAAUUAUGGGUUGAUAUUUGUGGAUAAUCAGUAGUACUUAGAACUAAUCCCUAGAAUUAUUUCCUUAUAAGCAUUCUCAUUAACAUUUCUAAGUGAAUACCGGAGAUAAUCUGCAAUUAUAAAACCAAGUUUAGAAAUGAGGACAUAACUUUCAGCGACUUUGGACGUAGUCGCAACCUGAUAGAUCAUUGGAUAAAGCAGGGUACGAAAACCGAAUGGAAAGCUCAAUUAUUGUAAUGUGCGGCAUUUUACCUUUCAAGGCCACUAAUCGCCAGCCAAAUUAGCCACCUGACAAUAAUAAGGUCAUUGCUGAUUAUGUAAAUGUAAUUGGCUAGCUUAUUUAUCGACGUAUGAAAGGCAGGUAGUUCUGAUUGGUCAAAAUGAAAUAAAAGGUCAGUAAACUGGAGGCCAAUUGGAAUGAAGUAAAAAUCGUAUUAUCCGAAACUCUUUGAUAGAUCGAGUCACUGGUCCAGUUGAAUUUUGGGGAGUGGGUUGUUCUUUUGAGUAUUGUCUAGGUGACGUAGCCGUGCAUAAAAAAGCUAAUUAAAGCAGAAUCUGCAAACCAUGAUGUCUUGUUUUCAGAACCUGUCAGACGCACUAGAUGAUACUUUUUCUGCAACUGUGCAGUCGGUAGAUGAACUGGAUUACGCAUCUGCAACACUCGUCUUAGCUGGAUUAUUACAAAUUCAUUCCCACACACCUCGUUAUGCAUUUCAUCAGGCGCGGUUAGAUUCAUUUCCAAAAGUAAUUCAUUCGAAGGAUUCUGCGAAUGAUUCAACAAUAUGCCGAUCAAAGUCUCCAGUUCCAUCUCCUUCUGAGCUGGCGUCGGCAGGCUUUUUUCACACCGGUUCUGGGGACGAAACUAUCUGCCCUGCUUGUGGUUUGGGGUUACGUGAUUGGCAGGCCACAGAUCAACCUGAAGCGUGUCAUAUCGCAUAUUCGGCUGCCGCAACAGCUGCCAUAAAAAUGGGUUCGGGAGACGGACAUUAUCGCCCACCUAUCCCGACUAUACCAUGUCUUUAUCUUAUUGUCCAUCGUCUUCUUGUUUCCGAAAUUCCUCUUGCUCGUAAAUCUUUGGUUCCAGUUGGACAAACGCAAUCUGUCCGAGGUCUCCCUGGAGUAAUCUCUCGGCCUGUAGUACAUUUCACUGACCAAUCUUCUCAAAACUCAUCUUGUGAAUAUCCAUCUUUGGCAGAUAGACUAUAUGCGAUAGCUCAUAUAAUGACUGCGUCUCCAGCUCCUCAAGGAUGGCCAGUAGAAAAUGCACGUGCUCUGGGUCAUUCAGAUGAUUUAAUUGUUCUUGCGUUGUGGCGUUUGCAAGCGGAAGCUGCUGGAAUGGGGCUGGCGUGUCCACCAAUAAAGUCAAUCUAUAUCGAUCCUCAAGCUACAACAGAGCUAUUAAAAGCUAUUUUAAGAGUUCAAGAAGGUUAUGAUAUAUCUUCUAGGAACAACCUCGAAUUCUAUAUGGAUGCUUUCGACGAGGAAGAAGUACAUUCAGCCGGUGAAACAUUAAGUGAAGGCAAUGAAGGUGACAUCACGGCAGAAGAUGCUGAGACAGCAGCUUUGUCACGGUGUCGUCGAUAUUUGCGACCACCGCGACAACAACAAUUUAGUGACUCAACUUCAUCUCCUCCUUCAGUUGAAUCAUAUGGAUUACAAAUGAAAAAGAUCCACCUUCCUCGUUUUUAUCAGUUUCUCGUUUGGUGGUCUCAUCGUUGGCCUGCAACUCAUAACAAUAAUGCCCUGAAAUAAUUUAAAUGCCUCUAAGUACUUAAUCUUAUUCGAAAGACAGAUGACUUGUGGAAUGCACGUGCUACCCACUUUGGUAGCUAGAACACCUACUCCCAGUUGCUCAUAUUACAUUAAUCAUUCAGUUUCAAAAUAAUAUUUAAUUUCAUAUACUUUAGGGAACAGUAUCUAUUUCCUUCGAUAUUCAACAAAUUCACUUCACACCUAAUAUACUUGGUAAAUUAAGUUUGUAAUUUCCCUUGUAAAAAAUAAACAUCCUAUUUUAUGGGAUUUCGAGUUAAUUAUCAAACAUCGCAAGUGUACUCUUUUUGAGACAAUUAAGGGACUUUCCAAUCUGGACUUAACAUCCUGUUUUACAUGAGCGUUUUUUGUAUUGAAUUUCGUUUGAAUUGACAGUAAUUUAGAAGUUA
Schistosoma rodhaini is the source of this 2364-nucleotide messenger RNA. Lineage: Eukaryota; Metazoa; Platyhelminthes; Trematoda; Strigeidida; Schistosomatidae. The record is from the annotation of a GenBank genome assembly.